Trichoplusia ni (cabbage looper) is the source of this 2199-nucleotide messenger RNA. RefSeq lists its product as uncharacterized. The transcript has a single exon. Bases 943 to 1734 code for a protein of 263 amino acids. NCBI's taxonomy places the organism in Eukaryota, Metazoa, Arthropoda, Insecta, Lepidoptera, Noctuidae. The record is from RefSeq and is a predicted model, not a curated record.
CUAACUGGGCGUCAUCUCAUACACUGUAGAUACUCCGUGGGUACUUUGACACAUAGUUCACGUAAAAUGACUUGAAUCCUGUUUUAAAAUUAUCAAGAGAGAAAUAGUGGUUAUUUUUUACAAAACCAAAAGGGACUCCAGUAAAAAAAACACUAAAUCAAUAUCGUAUAAUAAGUAGGCCGUCGUCGUGUUGAAGUUCGAUUUGGCUCCACUAUUAGCUAAGAGAUGACGCGCAGGCGCACGUGCGCACGCGCAUCGCACAGGGGUCGAGGCUCUUUUCGAGUAUUCACGGCCACGCCGCGCGCCGCUACUCGCCACAAGGAAACUCUUACGUAACAAAUAUAAUGAUGUCUUUACAAUUUCUAGCGCCAAUUCUAUUUGUAGAUACUGUUUUAGAUGAUGUUUAAAUGGGAAUCAGCUGUUUUUACAUAACUAUGAUGAUGCUAAUUAACUUGUUGUUAUUAUGUUAUGGUUGCUAUCAACAUGUUACGAAAGUUGUUUAAUAUUAUCUAAUAAUACUGCGUGUUAUUGGGACGCGAUGUUAUUUGAGAAAAAUGCUUUCUAUAAAAUAAUUUGAAAACAUUAAUCGUGAAUUACUACUUAAUUGAUUAAUGAUUAGAUUAAAACUGUUAUUUUAACUUAAAACGAAAUAUGAACAAUAUAUACAAGAAAGUGCAACAUUGUUUAUUUAUUAAGUGUUCGUUUUUGUAUUGUUGGUUGUACAUAGAUAUUGUAUAACGUUUUAAGUGUCGACUCGAUAGCAGUGGAUGCUCACUCUACUAACCCACUGCACACUAGACUAAGGUAUCGUCCUUGUCAUGUGAGUGAUAUGAUAACCUCGAGGUAACUCGCGGGAACCCGCGGCCCGCCAGCGCCACGCAGUUGGAACUCGGCGCCGCGCUCGCUAGUCGCCGACUAUCAUAGUACACCGCAACAGGAACCAUGUCGACCUCGCUUCAAAAAUUGUUAAAUAACAUCGCAACAAACAAUGCCUUCAACAAUUGUACUAUUGAUAUCAACGAGCUAUCUAGCGGCGGCGCCAACUACUCGUCGAAACUGUAUACCGUGGAUAUUAUAGACGUUAACAAACUUAAAGAAGAUCUUCAUCUUUUCGUAAAGGUGUCUGUUUUGGGCGAAAAUAUACGAAAGAAUUAUCCCCCGUCGUUCUUUGACACGGAAAUGUAUUGUUAUACGGAUCUACUGGAGGCUUUUAAGGAAUUGGAGAAUGAGUGUGGGCUGACCGUGGAGGAUGGGAUAGCCUUCGCGAAGUUUUACGGUGGCGACCCCACGCGCUACCAGGAGACAGUGGUGCUGGAGAACCUGGUGGCGCAUGGAUAUCAUGACUUCGACAGGUUUCAUUCCUUUGACUGGGCGUACGCUUUAUCGGCAGUCACAGAAUUAGCAAAGUUUCACGCACUCUCCUAUGCCUACCGCGAAAAACGACCAGCUGAAUUUGAAAAAGCCUUAGAUCGUUUCAAGAAGUCUUGGAAACCAGGUGUUAAUGCUGAAAUGGAGAAUUCUGCAAAGGAUAGUGCUUUGAAAUGUGUUAAGCCAGAGUAUAGAGAUGUACUCGAGACGUUUCUAGACAAGUACAUGAAUAAUAUCUUGUGUGAGUGCUACGCGACCGCGGCUCGGCCGGUGCUCGUGCACGGGGACUACCGGGGCAGCAACUUGCUGCACAGGUACACGGAGGCAAGUACACUCUCUUCUUUACGAAGAAAAAGAAGAAUUUAAUAUAUUCUCCUUACUAUCACGCCAUUACAAAUACGAAAUAGAUUUAUUUGGGUAACAUUAACGUAAUUAUGUUGCGUGAGACUCGCUCGUUUGAUUAUUCUAUGCGGAAGUGAUUAUUAUUUAUUUAUAAAAAAAACACAAGCACUUGUGUUGACAAGGUGUUACCAGUUUUUACAAAGAACUUAUAACCGUUACAUGUUGACUAUUGGCCAGUGACUGUGUUUAAAAAAUCGUUUGAGUAAAUUGACACAUUUUUUUAAGUUUGUAAUUUAUAAUACCGAAACCCACAUGGAAAUGAACUUCUAUGUCUCUCUUCUAUCAUUACAAAUAUAAUACGUCUUUACAAUCCAUAGGAGUAAGAGCCACAUUCAAGGGCAUGGAACAAGAUUAAUUAUUCUAACAUAUCCUUACAAACAUUAUAAAUGUGAAAGUAACUCCGUCUGUUACGCUUUCACGUCUAAACCA